AGGGACCAAUGGCAGCGUAGAGGGUGAGUGCCUGCCCAGCCCUGUCCUCCAAAUGCAUUGGAAUCAGGCCCGGGCCGCCUCCUAAGGAGAACGCUGGAAAGGUCGGCCAAGGACAGCAGAAAACAAGCAGUGGAGGAGUCGGCAGUGGGGCAGAGGAGGGGGAGCUGGAAGGGAAGGACCCCAAAGCAGAAGCCCGCACAGUAGGCACAGCGCACCCAAGAAGGGUCCAGGAGUCUGCAGAAACAGAAAGGUCCCCGGCCUCAGCCUCCUAGUCCCUGCCUGCCUCCUGCCUGAGCUUCUGGGAGACUGAAGGCACGGCUUGCAGCUUCAGGAUGCGGGCUCCGGGUGCGGGCGCGGCCUCGGUGGUCUCGCUGGCGCUGUUGUGGCUGCUGGGGCUGCCGUGGACCUGGAGCGCGGCAGCGGCGCUCGGCGUGUACGUGGGCAGUGGCGGCUGGCGCUUCCUGCGCAUCGUCUGCAAGACCGCGAGGCGAGACCUCUUCGGUCUCUCUGUGCUGAUCCGCGUGCGCCUGGAGCUGCGGCGGCACCAGCGUGCCGGCCACACCAUCCCGCGCAUCUUUCAGGCGGUAGUGCAGCGACAGCCCGAGCGCCUGGCGCUGGUGGAUGCUGGGACCGGCGAGUGCUGGACCUUCGCGCAGCUGGACGCCUACUCCAAUGCGGUAGCCAACCUCUUCCGCCAGCUGGGCUUCGCGCCGGGCGACGUGGUGGCCGUGUUCCUGGAGGGCCGGCCGGAGUUCGUGGGGCUGUGGCUGGGCCUGGCCAAGGCGGGCAUGGAGGCCGCGCUGCUCAACGUGAACCUGCGGCGCGAGCCCCUGGCCUUCUGCCUGGGCACCUCGGGCGCUAAGGCCCUGAUCUUUGGAGGAGAAAUGGUGGCGGCGGUGGCCGAAGUGAGCGGGCAUCUGGGGAAAAGUUUGAUCAAGUUCUGCUCUGGAGACUUGGGGCCCGAGGGCAUCUUGCCGGACACCCACCUCCUGGACCCGCUGCUGAAGGAGGCCUCUACUGCCCCCUUGGCACAGAUCCCCAGCAAGGGCAUGGACGAUCGUCUUUUCUACAUCUACACGUCGGGGACCACCGGGCUGCCCAAGGCUGCCAUUGUCGUGCACAGCAGGUACUACCGCAUGGCAGCCUUCGGCCACCACGCCUACCGCAUGCAGGCGGCUGACGUGCUCUAUGACUGCCUGCCCCUGUACCACUCGGCAGGAAACAUCAUCGGCGUGGGGCAGUGUCUCAUCUAUGGGCUGACAGUCGUCCUCCGCAAGAAAUUCUCGGCCAGCCGCUUCUGGGACGACUGCAUCAAGUACAACUGCACGGUGGUUCAGUACAUCGGGGAGAUCUGCCGCUACCUGCUGAAGCAGCCGGUGCGCGAGGCGGAGAGGCGACACCGCGUGCGCCUGGCGGUGGGGAACGGGCUGCGUCCUGCCAUCUGGGAGGAGUUCACGGAGCGCUUCGGCGUACGCCAAAUCGGGGAGUUCUACGGCGCCACCGAGUGCAACUGCAGCAUUGCCAACAUGGACGGCAAGGUCGGCUCCUGUGGUUUCAACAGCCGCAUCCUGCCCCACGUGUACCCCAUCCGGCUGGUGAAGGUCAAUGAGGACACAAUGGAGCUGCUGCGGGAUGCCCAGGGCCUCUGCAUCCCCUGCCAGGCCGGGGAGCCUGGCCUCCUUGUGGGUCAGAUCAACCAACAGGACCCGCUGCGCCGCUUCGAUGGCUAUGUCAGCGAGAGCGCCACCAGCAAGAAGAUCGCCCACAGCGUCUUCAGCAAGGGCGACAGCGCCUACCUCUCAGGUGACGUGCUAGUGAUGGAUGAGCUGGGCUACAUGUACUUCCGGGACCGUAGCGGGGAUACCUUCCGCUGGCGAGGGGAGAACGUCUCCACCACUGAGGUGGAGGGCGUGCUGAGCCGCCUGCUGGGCCAGACAGACGUGGCCGUCUAUGGGGUGGCUGUUCCAGGAGUGGAGGGUAAGGCAGGGAUGGCGGCCAUCGCAGACCCCCACAGCCUGCUGGACCCCAACGCGAUAUACCAGGAGCUGCAGAAGGUGCUGGCACCCUAUGCCCGGCCCAUCUUCCUGCGCCUCCUGCCCCAGGUGGACACCACAGGCACCUUCAAGAUCCAGAAGACGAGGCUGCAGCGAGAGGGCUUUGACCCACGCCAGACCUCAGACCGGCUCUUCUUCCUGGACCUGAAGCAGGGCCACUACCUGCCCUUAAACGAGGCAGUCUACACUCGCAUCUGCUCGGGCGCCUUCUCCCUCUGAAGCUGUUCCUCUACUGGCCACAAACUCUGGGCCUGGUGGGAGAGGCCAGCUUGAGCCAGACAGCGCUGCCCAGGGGUGGCCGCCUACUACACACCCACCUGGCCGAGCUGUACCUGGCACGGCCCAUCCUGGACUGAGAAACUGGAACCUCAGAGGAACCCAUGCCUCUCUGCUGCCUUGGUGCCCCUGUGUCUGCCUCCUCUCCCUGCUUUUCAGCCUCUGUCUCCUUCCAUCCCUGUCCCUGUCUGGCCUUAACUCUUCCCUCUUUUUCUUUUCUUUCUUUCUUUUUUUUUUUUUUUAAGACAGAGUCUCACUCUGCUGCCUGGGCUAGAGUGCAGCGGUGGGAUCUCGGCUCACUGCAACCUCUGCCUCCUGGGGUUCAAGUGAUCCUCCCACCUCAGCCUCCUGAGUAGCUGGGAUUACAGGCACCUGCCACCACGUCUAGCUAAUUUUUAUAUUUUUAGUAGAGAUGGGGUUUCACCAUGUUGGUCAGGCUGGUCUUGAACUCCUGACCUCAGGUGAUCUGCUGGCCUCGGCCUCCCAGAGUGCUGGGAUUAUAGGCGUGAGCCUCUGGCCCGGCCUUUCCUUUUUCCUCUCCUCUCCUGCCGAGAGUGGAACACGCGUGUCCUGGGAGCUGCAUCUUGUGCAGGGUCCAGCUGCUCUCAGGGACUGCAGGAAUCAUCUCCCCUGGGCCCUGGACUCGGACUGGGGCCUCCCCACCUCCCUCUCGGCUGUGCCUUACGGAGCCCCGAUCCAGGCCUCCUGUGGCUGUUGGGUUCCAGAUGCUGCAGCUCCAUGUGACUUCCAAGCAGGCCCUCCGCCCUCCCUGCUGAAUGGAGGAGCCGGGGGUCCCCCAGGCCAACUGGAAAAUCUCCCAGGCUAGGCCAAUUGCCUUUUGCACUUCCCCGUUCCUGUCACAUUUCCCCAGCCCCACCUUCCCCUCCUGAUGCCCUGAAAGCUUCCGGAAUUGACUGUGACCACUUGGAUGUCACCACUGUCAGCCCCUGCCUUGAUGUCCCCAUUUAGCCAUCUCCAUGGAGCUCCUGCUGGAGGGCCCUGAACCCUGCACUGCGUGGCUGCCCAGCCAGCUGCCUCCUGUCCUGGGAGGAGGCCUCCUGGGUGUCCUCAUCUGGUGUGGCUACUGGAGGGUCCCACAGGAGAGGCAGCAGAGGGGUCAGGGGAGGUCUCCUGCCGGGGGUUGGCCUCUCAAGCCUCAGGGGUUCUAGCCUGUUGAAUAUACCCCACCUGGUGGUGGCCCCUCCGAUGUCCCCACUGAUGGCUCUGACACCGUGUUGGUGGCGAUGUCCCAGACAAUCCCACCAGGACGGCCCAGACAUCCCUACUGGCUUCGCUGGUGGCUCAUCUCGAACAUCCACGCCAGCCUUUCUGGGGCCGGCCACCCAGGCCGCCUGUCCGUCUGUCCUCCCUCCAGCAGCACCCCCUGGCCCCUGGAGUGGUGGGGCCAUGGCAAGAGACACCGUGGCAUCUCAUGUGAACUUUCCUGGGCACUGUGGUUUUAUUUCCUAAUUGAUUUAAGAAAUAAACCUGAAGACCGUC
Molecule: messenger RNA, 3830 nt
Organism: Gorilla gorilla gorilla (western lowland gorilla)
Lineage: Eukaryota; Metazoa; Chordata; Mammalia; Primates; Hominidae
Gene: SLC27A1
Product: solute carrier family 27 member 1
Exons: 13
Coding region: 333-2273 (646 amino acids)
Biological process (GO): medium-chain fatty acid transport; long-chain fatty acid metabolic process; long-chain fatty acid import into cell
Cellular component (GO): endoplasmic reticulum membrane; mitochondrial inner membrane; plasma membrane
Molecular function (GO): oleoyl-CoA ligase activity; long-chain fatty acid transmembrane transporter activity
Source: RefSeq, a predicted model, not a curated record